AUGUCAGUCCGCUCAAUGCCAUCUCUACCCCAUGGAUUGGCUGGGAGUCAUCGUUGUCACCGCUCCUCUCACAUUCUUCCUCCGGAUUGUUGGGCGCGGUUCCGCUCAGACCGGGUCCUAUUCCUCGCGCGGCGCUUCGCUCGCUUCCAGCUCUUGCUGCUGGACAAUGGCGGCACGCAGGACGAACCAUCUCCCGCAUUGGGUCGGUUCCUCUCAGUCACAUUCCACCGCUUCUGGCGCCACUUCUACGUGCCUAUGGUUGGCAGGGUGCACGGUGACCGUAUACUCAAGAGGAAGUUACGGACCGAAAUUGAUCUUUGGUACUGGCAAGCGUACGACUGGUUGGAGAGACAUGUGAAGGAUCUGGGUUGUGACGGAUGCCAGAACAGGACCGGAGAGAGGUGCCGUGUCCGCCUCCGCUGGCUCCCUCCGUCGCACUCAUACACUGGGUGA
Messenger RNA from Peniophora sp. CBMAI 1063, 453 nucleotides. The record is from the annotation of a GenBank genome assembly. Lineage: Eukaryota; Fungi; Basidiomycota; Agaricomycetes; Russulales; Peniophoraceae.